CAUUAUAAAUAGUUUAGAAAAAUGCCAUUUAUUUCAAGCUAUAAUGUCAACUUCUCUUGAGGCGUAUUUAGAAACAGACUCUUUCAUGUCGGGGUCCUGACAAAGGAAGUCGCACACGAACUGCAGCCUUUGGCAUCUUUGCUAAACCCCAACAAACAGCGACGAUAUAUCAAAAUAAAUAAAACUAUCGCGUGAACUAUGAUCUUCAGUCACUUCAGCGAAAUUUGUAAUUGUGCAAACACGAUAAAAGACAUGCAUAUAUGUGAAGAAUGGUGCAUUUGAGGAGUGUGCUAAUUUAGCACAGGACUAUUGUUCCUCAUGUCAUGAUGCCAGCCUGAACUUAAAGAGACCGCUAGCCUUCUGUUGUACCUGCUGAACCUCUCCGAAAUGAUUCUGGCUUCACUAAAAGGAUAGAUCAUAUGCAAAAAAUUUGAUGAAUUCAAACAUUGAUGCUGUGAAUAAAUAUAACAAGACUACUGCAUGAAGUUUCCAAUCAGCAGGUGAAUGAAGGGUCGUCAUUGAGAUGCUGUAGGGGGAAUUGAUAAUCAAUACAGUGAUCAGAGCAUCGACAGAGAAGAUGGACAAGAAAUCCUUUGAUAUCGUCUUGGACGAAAUUAGAAAGUGUGUUUUGACAGAUCAGCGAAUCAAAGCUAUAGAGCAGGUUCAUGGGUAUUUCUCCAGUGAACAGGUGAUUGACAUUUUGAAAUACUUCUCCUGGGCAGAGCCACAAGUAAAGGCAGUCAAAGCCCUGCAGCAUAAAAUGGUUGCAAUUCCAACAACGAAGGUUGCAAACAUCCUUAAUUGUUUCACAUUCUCAAAGGACAGAAUUAUUGUACUAGAACUCAUAGCUCUAAAUAUUUCUGAUGCCCAAAAUUACCGUCCCGUGGAGGAUGCGUUCCGUACUCACCUCGCUGAGAGGAAGCGUGCAAGAAGAAUCCUAGAGCAGGUGUGUAAGGUGGGAUGUAAAGCUCCAGUGGCGAUGAUUUCAUCCUGUGGGAUGAUCCCAGGCAACCCUUAUCCCAAAGGCAAACCCAGCCAGGUCACUGGAACAUUCCCUGGAUUGCCUGCCAAAAAGGAUGGAGACGAUGCAACCCUGGAUGGAAAGGGCAUUGCUGCACGCAUCCUUGGACCAAGCAAACCGUCACCAUCAACGUACAAUCCACACAGACCUGUGCCAUACCCUAUCCCGCCAUGUAGGCCACAUGCAACCAUCGCUCCAAGUUACAGCCGACCUGCCAGUCAACAAAAUCCAACCGCCUACAUCUCCGGCACACCUGCUAUCUCUCCUCAUAACUCCACCGCAUCUACUCCUGUCACCUCCCAGCCUCACCCUACCACACCAAUCACUCCGGUUUUUCCUGGCAUGGUCCCAUCCCAAAACCCUGGAACCCCCUCCCCUACUCCCGCCCCCUCACCCUCAGUCAUCAAAGGGCCUCCUCUCCCAGCUGGCUCUCCCCAAGUUGCCUCAAACUCCAGUGGCCACACCACACCAGUUCCUUCUCCGUUCCCUGGCAUGCCCCCUUCUGGUCGAAACACCCCUUCCGUCAUCAAAAGUCAUACCCCAUCUGGAACACCCUGUGGAACACCCGGGCCAAGUACAAGCAUCCCUCUUUCUCCCUUCCACGGUGCGCCCCACUCAGAAACACCUUCCGGUGGACUCACAUCUACUCCCAGGGCAACUGGUGACCCCUUGACUCCUCAUGGAGCUAUGGGAUUACACUCAAUGAAGGGUUACCCACCUUCCUCAGAUUCCCAGUUAGCACUUUCACUCCCUGGCGCUCCCUCUACCCAGUCACAUUCGGUUAUCCGUAGUUACACACCCUCAGGGAUGUCCUCUGUCACUCCUGGACGCUCUACUCCCAACAUGCAAGGUGUUGGUGGAUUACCAGUGCCGCCUGCGGCUCCAAGUCCUAAGCCCUCUCCUGGACUGACCUCCCAGGCAGCCAUGUGUAGCCCUGCUUUGUUUACCGAGCAAAUUGCCAGCUCCAUGGCCCGGCACGGCGGAGGUAGUGGAAGCAACAGUCCUGUUCCUUCCGCUUUCAAAGGUCCCUCCCGCUCGGGCACCCCUUCUCUUAGCUCUCUAGUAAUGCCUAACUCUACUGUUCUUGCCCGACCCAUGGGCAUGGCCCAUGGUUCUGCCUCGCCACAAUCUUCUUUACCCAGCACUGCUGGUGUAGCUGAACUCCACAGUCUUUACUCAGCUCUGGGCUCUCAAUCUGGAAGCAGCCCUACUCCUCAUUUUCCAGCAAUGUCUCCUUUCCCUGGAACCCAGUCCUCCAUUUCCGCCCCAUCCACUCCUACUCCGCCAGUCUCAUCUGUAUAUUCUGGCCUGGCUCACUCAAGCGCUCCCACACCCUCCCCCUUUGGCCUGGGAUUGACCACAGCUCCCUCCGUGUUCCCGGGUCUUCCUCCUGGCCCAAACCCUGCUUUCCCAGGUUUUGGAGGCUCAGGGCCAACUGCAGCAGGUAGUCCAGUGCUGUCCUCCUUAAUGGGGCUUCCAGGAGCCGCUUCCUCAGUAGCCACCGUUGCACCUCUCCAGGCAGCAGCAGUCGCAGCAGGAGUCCCCUCCUCUUCUCCUGUGCUUCCUGGAUUCGCCUCUGCAUUCAGCUCUAACUUCAACCCUGCCCUUGCUGGCCAGGCUGGGCUAAGUGGUAGUCUCCAGGCCCCUGGAGGUACAGCUUUCCCAGGGCUGCUGUCUUUCCCCCCAGGGAUGCCCAGCUUCUCCACGACAGCGUCUCCUGCUGCCCUCUCUGGUCUUCACAACUCCGGCAUGCAAUCUGCUCUUUUGCAGGCUCACUCUGCAUCAGCGCUCGACAGUUACCCUCCCCAGCCGAAUGGAUUCACGAACUACCCUGCAGCCGCUGGCUCGAGCUUCCCUCUGCAGCCAGGCCUGCAUCCGCCACUGGGCUGGCAGUAAAUCAUUGUGAGCUACAGAGGGCAGGCAUAUCGAAAACGAUGUGACCUAGUGUGUGCAGUGUGCAUAAACAAUGACGAACAUUGUGGACUGUGGUGCUCCGCAUGGAAAAUGGUGUGUCAUAACGCAAUUAUGGGUAAAUUCAAAAACUUAUGUGGCAGCUCUACUCUCCAAUAAUUUCCUGUAGAAGACACUCACGUCUCAAAUCAAGACAAGCUUGUGGUUUAGAGCUCUGCAUUAGUAGAACAGAAUUUUAUUGACUUUUGAGGGCUGGGCUUGACUGCUUGUUAUAUGUAUUUGAAUGAAAUGAAUACUAUUCUUUAGUAUUAUUUUUUGGUAUGUAGUAGGGCUUAACUCUGUUUAAGCAUCAUCAUUUUAAAAAUGAAUACUAAAAUGAAUUUUAAAUAUACACCAGUAGAGGAAAUGUGAAUAGUGUGGGUGUCUAAAUUUUACUAAACUGUUUUACCUAUAUCAUGGAAGUAGUGAGUUAACUGACAUUUUCUUCAAAUGUCUGUCAAAUACUGUACAUGUAAAUACCCAGUGAGAAUGGGUAAAUUAGGGGUUUGCUCUUUGUACUAUAGCUGUUCUGUUUUUUCCCCCAUUAUUUUCCUAAGUUACCUUGCAAAUUUUAAAGGAGUUGCUUUGCAACUCCAAAGUGACUUUAGUGUUACACAUUUUACAGUUGUGCAAUUUUGCUGAGAUUAAGGUCAGAACCAUGAAUUUUGCAUGUAUACAAUGUGU
Sinocyclocheilus rhinocerous is the source of this 3655-nucleotide messenger RNA. Its product is annotated as proline and serine-rich protein 1-like. Bases 578 to 2917 code for a protein of 779 amino acids. NCBI's taxonomy places the organism in Eukaryota, Metazoa, Chordata, Actinopteri, Cypriniformes, Cyprinidae. The record is from RefSeq and is a predicted model, not a curated record. The transcript is spliced from 11 exons.